Molecule: messenger RNA, 309 nt
Organism: Dibothriocephalus latus
Lineage: Eukaryota; Metazoa; Platyhelminthes; Cestoda; Diphyllobothriidea; Diphyllobothriidae
Source: the annotation of a GenBank genome assembly
AUGGGACUAAAUGGCAAGGACGUUAUGGUUGAGAAUUUUAGAUCCUGCAUCUGCAAAUUUAAAUUUGACGUAAUUAUGACGACGUAUUUUUGUUUAUCAAGUGCUGGAAUGGUGCCCAUCGUCAUGGGUGGUAGUCCCGAAGACUACUACAGCAUUGCACCACCGAAUUCCUACAUUCACAUGGGCCAAUUUCCAACCCUGGGGAAGCUCGCAGAGUACAUACGUUACCUUGACCAGAAUGAUACCGCGUAUUCGGCAUACUUUGCCUGGAAGGCCCUCGGAACCCUUAAGGUAAACUCACAGCCUUAG